AUGAGAAUCAGUGGUGGGGAGCUGUUUGACUCGAAGACAGGUCGCUAUUACUACUACAACGCUUCAUCAAUGAAGACGAUCUGGCAACGACCGAUGGGACCCGAGAUUGACAUCAUCCCUCUUGCCAAAUUGCAGACCUUGAAAGAGAAUACAGAAAGCUCAGAGCAUGCACGGGUGAGCUCAUUCUGGAUGUCACUUGAUGAUCAAAGCGAUAGCCUCUCAAUUGGAGACCGAGGUGAUUACCGUGACUAUAACCGGGAUUUCGGACGAUCACCGCGUCAGUUUCCUCCGUUUCCUACAAUGGGAACGACGUCAACUAUGUCAACUGCUCCUUCUGCGGAUUCUAUUCCACCGCGGUCGUCAAGGUCCUCAAGUCCGCCAAACCAAAAACGACAGUUGUUCCCUACGAAUACGGGUCCAAAAAAGCCCACGAACGCCGGUGGUUGGGCCAAAGAAGCACCUAAGCAACCUUUGUCAGCGCCAGACAACAAGCAGCUUAAGAAAGAGUCGCCAGCGAUUUUCAAGCUUAUUCAAGGAUAUAUGGGAGAUAGGAAAAGCAAGACACCAAUCGAUCAGCAAGCCUUAACCUUGUGCGAGCUUGGACUUUCAAAGCAGGAGUGUGCAGAUGAGGCCGUAGCUCAACUCAUGCAGCAGCUUACCGACAAUGAGCGCCCUGAUAGUGUUCGACGCGGAUGGGAGCUGUUGGCGAUACUUCUAAACUUUGUCACUCCUUCUGAAAAGCAAACUGCGUCUCUGGCAGAAUUCAUUGAUAGGAACUCUGAGAAAAUUUUCGAUAGACCUGAAGUGGCGGUAUCUCACUUCGCACAACAGUGUGCAAAACGGCUGUCUAAGUCGCAAAUCCGACCAAAACCUUCACUUGCUGCUGUACAAGAAGCUAGGGUACACAUUUUCAAUCCUCCUCAGUUUUCGGCAUCACUAAAUGAAUUAAUGGAGAUGCAAGCUGAGCGUUAUCCUCAACUCCAAUUGCCAUGGAUUGAGACGACCCUUAUUGAAUUGCUGUACGAGUCUGGUGCAAGGAGAACCGAGGGUUUAUUCAGAGUGCCUGCUGAUCCAGACCAACUCAUGACUACUCGUGCUCGGCUUGAUAUGUUCGUCAUUCCAGUAGUUCACGAUCCACAUGUGCCAGCUGGCUUGUUGAAAUUAUGGUUGCGGCAGCUCCCAGAGCCUCUGAUACCACAUGCGUUCUACCAACGGGCGCUAGCAGCAUCGGAAAACCCUGCCGAGCUCGCUCGGCUCGUUAAAAUUCUCCCUAAUAUCAACCAACUCGUAUUAACAAAGCUCGUGGCUUGCCUACAGGACUUGUCCCGCGAGGAGGUAGUGGCGCAUACCAAAAUGGAUGCAUCAAAUUUGGCUAUGGUGAUGGCGCCCAAUGUUCUGAGAUGUGAGAGCGAGGAUCCGCGGGUUAUUUUCGAGAACACCCGUCGGGAAAUGACGUUCUUGAAAACGUUGAUCACAAGCUUUGAUACCUCUCAUAUCCAGGGAGUGGUGUAG
This is a messenger RNA of Ostertagia ostertagi, 1512 nucleotides long. The record is from the annotation of a GenBank genome assembly. Lineage: Eukaryota; Metazoa; Nematoda; Chromadorea; Rhabditida; Trichostrongylidae.